AUGCCUUCAGCAGCAACACACCCGGAGUUUGGAGCCCGCACAACGGCCCUAACCGUUGCAGCAGCCUUUCCAUCUGCCAUCUCAGGAAAGACUAUUCUGAUCACGGGUGUUAACCUCAAGGGUCUCGGCUUCGCUACCGCCGAAGCAUUUGCAUCCCAAACCGCCGAACUCAUCAUCUUAGCCGGUCGAACCCCCGCCAAGCUGCAGGAAUGUGCCGACGUCCUGGCCGAAAAAUAUCCAAAGACAAAGUACCGUGUGCUUGAGCUUGAUCUAAACUCGCAAAAGGGUGCCAGAGCGGCCGCUUCUACGCUAAACGGAUGGACUGAUGUACCGGCCAUUGACAUCCUGGUCAACAACGCGGGUAUCAUGAACGUGCCCAACCGCCAGCUCAACGAGGACGGCAUAGAGCGACAUUUCGCGACCAACCAUGUUGGGCACUUUCUCUUUACGAGCUUGAUUAUUCCCAAGCUGAUUGCGGCUGCUCAGAAACCAGGUGCCGUAAAGGGGGCCACUCGUGUCGUCAACGUUUCCUCUAUGGGCGCCAACUACAGCCCCAUUCGCUGGAGUGACAUCAACUGGGAAAAGACAAACGGGUCAUUGCCGCUACCUGAACAGCCUGAUUACGUUGGGCUUACUCGCCUCUGGCCUGUUGAUGUGGAAACUGUCAAGGCUGACAGCUAUGUCUCUAUGGGUGCAUAUGGACAGUCCAAGGCUGCCAACGUCCUGUUCAGCUUGGGUAUCAACGAGCGUCUGUACGAAAAGUACGGCAUAUUGAGUUUCUCUGUGCAUCCCGGUUCAAUCAUUACGGAGCUUGGUCGAGAGAUUCCCGCAGAGGAGUACAAUGCGAGCAUCGAAUCGCUUAAAAAGAAGGGCAUGGUCUUCAAGGACCAAGGCGAGGGCGCCAGCACAUCUCUGGUAGCUGCGGUGGACCCUGCAUUGACGCUGCCGGCAAAGAGGCCCAUUGCAAGUGAUGCGGAUCUUGCAAAGACCGGCCCAGAGCUCAAGGGCGAGGAUGGAGAAUGGGAGGGCAGGGGUGUGUAUCUGAGCGAUUGCCAGGUUUAUGACAAUGCCAAGAUUUGGUACACGAGCUGGAGCGAGGGGAACAAGCUUUGGGCAAAGAGCGAAGAGCUUGUAGGCGAAACGUUCUCAUACUAA
Trichoderma aggressivum f. europaeum is the source of this 1155-nucleotide messenger RNA. RefSeq lists its product as uncharacterized. The transcript has a single exon. The record is from RefSeq and is a predicted model, not a curated record. Lineage: Eukaryota; Fungi; Ascomycota; Sordariomycetes; Hypocreales; Hypocreaceae. The coding region runs from base 1 to 1155 and encodes 384 amino acids.